Spea bombifrons (plains spadefoot toad) is the source of this 1910-nucleotide messenger RNA. RefSeq names its product SPARC related modular calcium binding 1 (gene SMOC1). The record is from RefSeq and is a predicted model, not a curated record. Gene Ontology annotation, cellular component: basement membrane. The transcript has 13 exons. Gene Ontology annotation, biological process: extracellular matrix organization. NCBI's taxonomy places the organism in Eukaryota, Metazoa, Chordata, Amphibia, Anura, Pelobatidae. Gene Ontology annotation, molecular function: heparin binding; protein binding; extracellular matrix binding. The coding region runs from base 76 to 1476 and encodes 466 amino acids.
ACUUUUGUAAGGGUUAGUAAUCUCCAAUCGAAAGCAAAGACCACAUCUCCUUGCACCUGCGUCCCAAACUCAGCGAUGAUUCCGAGACCUCUCACCGUUUGUAUAACAACCCAGCUGUUCCUUGUGCUGCUUCAUCUGCCACAAUCUUUGAAUCACAGAGCAAAUGGACCCAGGUUUUUAAUAAGCGACCGGGAUAGGGAUCCUCAGUGCAAUCCUCACUGUUCCCGGUCACAACCCAAACCAGUUUGUGCUUCAGACGGCCGGACCUACGAAUCCAUGUGUGAUUACCAGAGAGCCAAGUGCAAGGACGCUGCCCUCAGCGUGUCUCACCGAGGACGGUGCAAAGAUGCCGGCCAGAGUAAGUGUCGUUUGGAAAGAACUCAAGCUCUUGAACAAGCUAAAAAACCUCAGGAAGCCGUGUUUAUUCCAGAGUGCAACGAGGACGGAACAUUUACUCAAGUGCAGUGCCACACGUAUACUGGAUACUGCUGGUGCGUUACCCCUGAUGGCAAACCUGUCAGUGGAUCUUCAGUUCAAAACAAGACUCCUGUAUGUUCAGGUUCAGUAACUGAUAAGCCCUCAAGCCAAGGUAACUCAGGCAGGAGAGUUUCUUUUCGAUUCUUUCUCACCCUCAAUUCAGAUGACGGAUCUAAGCCGACCCCCACCAUGGAAACCAGGCCUGUUUUUGAAGGAGAUGAUAUCACUGCUCCUACCCUCUGGAUCAAGCACCUAGUUAUAAAAGACGCCAAAUUAAAUGGAUCUAACGCGAGACAAUCGGAGAAAGUGAACUCCUGCGACCAAGAAAGGCAGACUGCCCUGGAGGAGGCAAAACAGAAUCCCCGUGAGGGAAUUGUGAUACCGGAAUGCGCCCCUGGAGGUCUUUACAAACCUGUCCAGUGUCACCAAUCCACAGGUUACUGUUGGUGUGUCUUAGUGGACACUGGUCGUCCUUUGCCUGGAACAUCUACACGUUACGAAACCCCAGUGUGUGAAAGUGACGCCAGGUGGAAAAGUACAGAUGCUGAAGAUCCAUUUAAGGACAGAGAACUGGCAGGGUGCCCGGAAGGGAAGAAGCUGGAGUUUGUUACUAGUUUGCUGGAUGCCCUCACCACAGACAUGGUCCAGGCCAUCAACUCUGCGGCACCAGCGACAGAUGGAAGAUUCUCUGAACCUGAUCCCAAUCAUACGCUGGAGGAACGCGUAGUCCUUUGGUACUUUAGCCAACUAGAUAGCAACGGCAGCGAGGACAUAAACAAAAAAGAGAUGAAGCCUUUCAAGAGAUACGUGAAGAAAAAAGCAAAGCCCAAGAAAUGUGCCCGACGUUUCACAGACUACUGUGACCUAAACAAGGAUAAAUCCAUCUCACUUCCAGAACUGAAAGGGUGCUUAGGAGUUCGCAAAGAGCCUGGUACCAGUGCUGGAAGUUUCCCUCCUGGAAAAAGGCCAAGUUCGAAUCCCUUCAGUCGCCUUGUGUAGGAAGAGGAAAAUCAUCGUGUCAAUACCAAUCAGAGGCAAUCGAUGAUACUCAAGACGUUUGCACUUUUGAGUGGACUCAAGUCAUAACAAUUUUUAAUUCUAUUAUCCGCCGUGGAAAGAAUAAGGAAAUUUUGCUUUUUUUCUUUAGAUGUUUGUAAAAAAAAAAAGAAAAUCUGCUACUGAAAAAUUAGGAUUUGAAUUCAGUGUGACUCUGGAUUAAAAAAGGAGUUUCUGUAUAUAAAUGUAUAUGUAAAUUGUACAGUCCCCUUGUACAGGUCUUGAACACUUUUUUCUUAUUAAAAGAAAGGAAAAAAAUGGAAAAAAAAAAUUGUAGCGGGCACGUUGCCCCUUUCUGCAUGUAUCAACUUAAUGUAACGUUUUUCUUCUUGGUUUUAUCUGUGCUUGUGCUUUGUAAAUGAAAAAUGUUAAAAAGA